Morone saxatilis (striped sea-bass) is the source of this 2776-nucleotide messenger RNA. It is a transcript of the gene ascc2, whose product is annotated as activating signal cointegrator 1 complex subunit 2. The coding region runs from base 154 to 2457 and encodes 767 amino acids. Gene Ontology annotation, molecular function: ubiquitin binding. Gene Ontology annotation, biological process: regulation of DNA-templated transcription. The transcript is spliced from 19 exons. The record is from RefSeq and is a predicted model, not a curated record. NCBI's taxonomy places the organism in Eukaryota, Metazoa, Chordata, Actinopteri, Moronidae.
CCCAAACAUGUCACUUCCUGGCUCAGCGCAGGUGAUUAGACAACGUUUGGAAACUGAAACUGCUGAAAGCCGUGACGACUUUAACGAGAUGGCUUGAGAAGAGUCACAGACAGACACAUUGAGAGGAAAAAAAAAACCAGAGAGGGAGAAACCAUGGCCUGUGCGCGAGUGCCGCUGGAUGAGCAGCAGGUGACCGAGCCUGGCCCGCUGGGGAGAGAGCACACACUGCCUGCACUGCACCCUGCCAGGAAGGAGGAGCGCUGUUUUGUGCCUUACAAGUCCCCACCAGAAGAUGGCUCUCCCGCUGAGGUGGAGGAGUUUUUGGAACGUGCCAAAUUCAUCACAGAGGACCUGGAGUGGCUGCUCGCACUGCCCCAUGACAAGUUCUGGUGUCAGGUGGUGUUUGAUGAGUCUCUGCAGCGAUGCCUAGAUUCAUACCUGCAUCUCGCUCCUCGCGGCCUCGACCUCUCCACCCUGCCCUCCUCCCCAGCGGUGGCCGACACGCAGCGCUCCGUCCACAGGGCGGUCUUCUUGACUUUCCUCAGGAUGGCCACACAUAAAGAGUCCAAGGAUAACUUCAUCACCCCGGCUGUGUUUGGAGAAAUUAUUUAUGACAACUUCUUGUUCGAUAUUCCCAAAAUUCUGGAUCUGUGUGUUCUCUUCGGAAAGGGCAACAGCCAGCUGCUGCAUAAGAUGAUAGAGAACAUCUUUACCCAGCAGCCAUCUUACUACAGUGACCUGGAUGAGACGGUGCCCACUGUGUUACAGGUGUUUGACACUAUCCUGGAUAAGUGUGGUCUGUACUGUGAAGGAGCCACAGCCAUGGAGCCGAUGAAGCUGAGCGCACACAAACAGCCCACUGCCAUGACCAUGAGCCAGCAGGAACUUGUAGACCUCAUUCUGUACCUGUGUGACUCAACCACCACCAUCCAUGCCUUCCUGGACAUUUUCCCUGCCGCCUGCUCCGGAUUCCACUCCAACGGUUUCCUCAGCAGACUGACCUCAUUCUACGAGACCGCUGUGCCUGACCUCGAGAAGGCGUUGAGGAAGAGAAACUUUGAUGAUAAAGGUCUUCAGGAGGAUUUGUGGAAGAGGUUGUCCCACUCCUGUCGCAAGAUGGUGGAGACGGCUCACCUGCUACUGCAUCAUACCUGUUUACAGCCAAUCCUGGAGGGGGGAGAAAACAUGCUAGCAUUUGCAGAGGAGCUCCUUUCACAUUUCACAUCUUUUCUGACUGAGAAAAGGUUCUUGACAGACUAUGAUGAGCAGUUCCCCAUCGCAGACGAUGUCAGCCUCCUACAACAGGCCCUCCCUGUCAUUGAUGAGACCCGGACUUCCUACUUGCUCCAGGGGGUGGAAAGUGCCUGGGACAGUGUUGGACGACAGAAACCACAGGUUCAGCACAAAGUCCCCUCAGCCUAUCAGGGAUCAGGUGCUGCUGCCGCUUCAGCUGGCUUUAAACUUCAGGAGGCCCGAGGGCCUGGAGGAGGAGGAGAGGGAGAAGAGAGCCUGAGGGGAGCAGAGGCCAUGUUGGAUGUUCCAAGAAUAGGAAACAAUGGUGCGGUGUGUUCAGUGAGCGGGGCAGAGCUGGAGUCUCUGCUCACAUGUAUCAGGGACCUGCUGCCUGAUUUGGGUGAAGGCUUCCUGCUGGCCUGCCUGCAGGAGUACAACUACAACUCUGAGCUGGUCAUCAACAACAUCCUGGAGGACCGCUUGGCCCCCAACCUGGACAAACUGGACCGAGCCAUGCCAAGGCCAGUGAAGGAGGAUCUUCCAGAUGUUCUGAACGUCAGAUCCAACGUGUUUGAUGAUGACGAGUUUGACGUCUUCCGCAGGGACCAGGUGGACAUGUCCCGCAUCUGGAAGGGCAGGAGGAAAGGUGAGGGCGCCCGAGAGAUGCUGAACGACAAGCAGCACAUAGCGGAGCAGAGAGCUCGUUAUCAGGCCUACGAGACGGUGGUGGACGAGGUCAUCAUUGAACCCGGUGAGAGUGCAGCCACCUAUGGCCUGGAUGACUACGACGACGAGUACGACGACACCUACGACAUGAACCAAGUGGGAGCUAAUGACCUUGAUGGAGACAGCUUACUGAACAGAAGGCCUUUCACGGUCCCACAGGUACUGAGGAAAGCUAACAAACCAGAGGAGGACGAGGAGGGUGAAGAUGAAGAGGAGGAAGAUCCUAUACCGAACAAUGUAAACAGGGACCAGUUUGUGCAGGACCCAGCUCUGCUGAGGGAGAGGGCUGAAGCUAGAAGAGCUACCAUGCAGCAAAGGAAAGGUUUCCGACCACCGCCACGUCCCAGUAACGUGGUGGGCCAACCUAAAGGCCAAGGACAAACCACGGAGACAUUCCUAGACAGACGCAAAAAGGAGGCCAACAAGAGUCGCGUGUCAAACCACAACCGCCGCUCCAUGGCCGACCGCAAAAGGAACAAAGGCAUGAUCCCCUCCUGACCCGCGUGAUCAUGACCUGCUGCUGGAACCAAACAGACUGAUGGUAGGAGGGAGGGACGGCAGGAAGGUGGCUGAGGUGUGUCAGUAAAGGGAAAGAAAAACUGGGGCUAGUUGUUAUUUUGGGUUAAAGGUUGUGAAUUUGGUGCCCCCAAUUUGUCCCCACAAUCACACCUUAGCACCAAAGUUGCCGUCUUUGCUCAAAAAGAAAGCCAGGGUUUUUUAGUUGUUGACUGAGGAAGUUGAGAGGUUGCAUUAGUUUACUGACUUUCUUUGGCAUGGCCAUAUUUUGGCCCUUUGUGAUCAGAAGCUGCCAAGCAGC